Molecule: messenger RNA, 2525 nt
Organism: Pseudogymnoascus destructans
Lineage: Eukaryota; Fungi; Ascomycota; Leotiomycetes; Thelebolales; Thelebolaceae
Exons: 3
Coding region: 716-1927 (403 amino acids)
Biological process (GO): mitotic cell cycle phase transition; regulation of cyclin-dependent protein serine/threonine kinase activity
Cellular component (GO): cyclin-dependent protein kinase holoenzyme complex; centrosome; nucleus
Molecular function (GO): cyclin-dependent protein serine/threonine kinase regulator activity
Source: RefSeq, a predicted model, not a curated record
UCUCGGUUUACCAACUGAAGGUUAGUUUACGUCUGCAAAGAAUUCUUCUCCUCGUCCCCCGCCAUCGUACAUUGUGCUGAUGCCCCGGUCCUUUGCAUAGCCAAUUUCAUGCCGACGCUCGCCUAUCCAGUUCAUAUUCUCCGCUCUAUACGCAGCUCCACCACAAAAUCUUGGAGACGUUAACUCGUUCUUCAAAUUCUGUUUCAUACUUCCGUCCAGGACAAACGCCUUCUCUUCUGCCGUUCGUUUGCAACGCAUCAAGAGAGCCGUCUUGUUGCUACAUCCCCUCCAUUGGACUUCGUGUGAACAACCCCUCGACAAAUCAAUUUCACAGAUCCCGUCUUCGAAUUUACUAUAAGCGUCACCGUGACACCUUUGAGCGAGUCCGAUUUCGAUCUCCAAAAAACAAUUUCUUCCUCUUGUCGGCUUCUUCAAUAGCCAUUCACUCUUUAAUUCCUUCUCGUCUUCAGUUUAUACAGUCUAAUAUCUCCUUUCGCCAACUACAGUACAGCUCAUUAACUUGAUCUGUAUUCACAUUCCUUUACUAUACAACCAUACCAUUCACACGUUCAUACCGAACAUCAGUUCUUGAAGGUCCUGGAGAUCUUGACAAAGUCCAAUCAUUUGAACCAACUCAAUCCACUACCUUCCUCAGAGACCUUUUUACCUUUCACACCUACCACACAUCGCCAGGCUCGUGGCCCUACCACCCACCAUGGCUUACAUCAACAUGGCUCCUCACCAACCAUGCGAUAGCUACUUUGUCGAAACCGAGGAUACUACGUGCGUCAUCUCUAACGCAGAACGCCUUCAGUAUGAGUCCAUUAUCAAGAGGCAACGACAGGAACGCAUUGCAGAUGAGCUCUCUCAGGAAGUCCGUGCCGAGUACCUGCCAGAAAUCGUCGAUCAUAUGGCAGCCAUGGAGAAACAAACUCUCCCAGACGUUGCUUCGAUCGAUAUCCAAGAAGAGAUCAAAUGGUUCAUGCGGCCGUACCUCGUUGACUUCUUAAUUGAAGGUCAUACGUUCUUCCAACUCCUUCCCGAGACCAUGUUCCUCGCCAUGAACCUCCUCGAUAGAUACUGCUCCCGUCGUGUCGUCUACAAACGCCACUACCAACUCGUCGGCUGUGCCGCCCUGCUCAUCGCUGCCAAGUAUGGUGACCGCAAGGACAGGGUGCCGCUGAUCAGGGAACUCAAGAGCAUGUGCUCCAUGCUAUACGACGAAGAGAUGUUCACCCAGAUGGAGUGGCACGUACUCAACACCCUCGACUGGGUCAUUGGACAUCCUACCGUGGAUAGCUUCCUUCAACUUGCACUUUCCAACGCUGCUGAGGAGGACAUCGAGCUGGAGCACAUGGCUUGGUACAUCUGCGAGAUUGCCCUGUAUCACAGAGACUUCGUUUCCACGAAGCCCUCCGUUAUGGCGCGAGCUUCGCUGACCCUUGCCCGUGCCAUCCUUGGCCGUCGGGAAGUCGUCUACGCGGAUUGGGGCCAUGAUGACAACAUCACUCUAGUGGCGUUGUCUCAGCAGCUGGAGCAGCCGUCGAAGAUCCUCGCCAAGAAAUACUCUUCACCUUACAUGUCUAGUGCUUCGGCUGUUCUCGAGAAAUUCAUGGAGCACCAGGCCGCCAUUGCCCGCCGUCCAUCUCCACCAACUCCUCCAAACGACUUCUACCACAAGUCGGUCGACAACAACGACCACAUCUACAACACUCCACAAAAGCCUUCCAACAACCCAACGAUGGCCAAUGGUUAUAUCACGCCGCCGAUCACUCCUGAGGGCGAUUACAACCUAGCAGUAGGCAACAACUCGUACCAAGGACACCCGCAAAGACGUCCGAUCACACCGACGCCAGUCAGCAACGACGUAUACCACCAUCGCCACCAACAACAACAACAACAGUACCACCACUAUCAACACAUCUGAUCAUUGACAGCAUGGCUGGUAGCUGAGCGUCUCCCGGUAUAAUGGCUGCAAGGCAACUUACGGCAUCGACUAUGCGAGACAGCCUUUCCUAUGUAACACAACCACGUAUAUAAGGCAUCAGUGGCAUAAGCGAAUCUUUUCCAAGUCUACGGCAUUAGCGAUUUACUACUCGUCUCGUUUUGUCAUUUCAAGCGGUUAUCAUAUCUUCUGCUUUUUUUAUACUACUCAAUACCUCAUACCCCCAAUAUUCCCGGAAACAAACAACAACAAAAUCAAGGGUUAUAAAAAGCCAUUUGGGUGCGCAUUAUCGCACACAACGGCAGCAUGGGCUGGGAAAGAAGGAAGUUAAUUUGGGCUUCUUCUUUCUUAGGUCUUUCCGAUAAAAAAUGUUUUUGUGCUUAUUCGAAGAGCGAAAGACCAAAAGAGUUGAGUGGGGCAGCAAGCAGUUGGUUGGGAAGUAAAGAGAGGAGGGAAGUGGUAAAGGCCGGAAGAGCUAUUAAGCUAUAAAACCUUCUUCUGCGAGCAGAGAGGGUGUGGGGGGAGUUCCCAAGACUUUUUUAAAGAGAGGGCGAUAUAUCUGGAAUAAUGAAAGAUAUUA